AUGCCCCGCGGAUCGCGAUCUCGAAGUGGUUGUGCACGAUGCAAGGGCCAGCACAUGAAAUGCGAUGAGCAACGGCCCUCUUGUGGACGCUGCCUCAGAGCCAAAAAGCCAUGUCCAGGAUAUCAAAAAGUCAUCAAAUGGUCCCGAAAACACGAGUUUCACUCCGAAGAUGAAACCACUCAACAAGAAACCCAACUUCUAAGUCCAUCGAGGUCGUCAAUACUUCCCACAGACCCCGGCACUCUACUAUCCAUCGCCGAGGAUAGCCUCGAAGAUGCGACCAACGACUUGAUGUCGCAUAACAGUCGAAUCGGCGGCCCAAAUUUCGAUGUCUCGGACUGGCUUGGGGACUUGGCGACCUUUGCUUUCCCAAGUGCUGGGCCUCAACAAAUACUGACCGUCGGAGGACAAAGUCAUUCCCCGUCCAUGCCGUGGCUCCCCCCAGAAACGAGCAAUGAAUUUGAAGAAGGCAUUCAGCCAGAACCAUCCGAUGGAGAAAUCAACCUCCUUCCUCUCGAAGAGAGUCCCAAAUCAUCGCAGGUUAUGGAGCUCUCCCAAGAUGACGAAGAAACCCUCGUGUCCCCUCUCGCCUCUUCAAUAAUGGCCAGCCUCACCGACUCCACGACUCUAUUAUCCGACUUUUACUUCCAAGAGACUGCCAGGAGUUUCUCAGUCUACGACGGAGGAAUGAACCCCUUCCGAUCAUUAGUUGGUCGCCUCUGGAGCCAGUCUCGCGUCAUCUACUGCGCAAUGCAAAGCAUGGCCGCAACAGGCCUGGAGAAUCUUUAUCCUUCUCUAGGGCCUAUAGGAAAGGAAUAUCGGCGUGAAACUGUUGCCCUUCUGAUGGGAAACGACGACUGCGAUGAGACGUCGUUGUUGGCGCUCCUGAUGAUUGGAGCAUCUUCCAGCUGGCACGAUCCAACGGCCAGCGGCGUUUCCUUGUUCAACUCUUUCCAGAAUCGCAUGCAACGCGCAACGGCGAGGGCGUACUUUUUGGAGAAUAGCAACAAUUACCGGUUCUUCCACGAGUCCUUGAUAUACUGGCAGAUGCUACUCUCAUACGUCGUCGACGAUUUUCGGAUGGGAUCCUAUCAAAUAUUGGGACCGGUGCAACUUCCUUCUGGAACUAUGCAGGCGCCCCAUCCUUGGACUGGCGUGGGGCAUGAAGUGCAAAAAGUCCUCUGCGACAUUGGUCACCUCGUACGAUCACAACGGCAACACGCUCGAUUGCCAGUUACGAUAACCCAGGGCCACAUAGACCGACUACAAAACAGCAUCAUAAAGGCUUUUGAGCUCGAGGGCCGUCUCUUACAGCUAACGCUGCCCUCCGAAGAUCAGAUCAUCAACCCGGCGGACGUCAACACCCCUGUCCAACAUCUGGUCAACUUGGCCCAGAUAUACAGACUGGUCGGCCUUUUGCAGCUCUACCGCAUAUUUCCCGACAUUCUUUGGCAACGACUGCAAUCGCCAACUAGCGAGUUGAGCGCUGACAUCCGGCCAUUCUUCGAAAAGUUAGGUCAUCACACGACCCCUUGGGACAACGAGCGAGGAUACCUGCCACACAACCCGGCACGGCAGGAUCUGGGCAGUUGGCUUACCAUAUUUGCCCUGAAUAUCUUGGAGAUAUUCCGUCACAUCCCCGUUGAGUCUGGAACGCGCGCGUUCCAACCAUUCUUGCUCGUCGCUUGCGGGAGUGAACUACGCGUGCCGCAAUCCAAAACCCCCGAGGGCAGCAUAGCUGCAGGGCUCAAGCCACAAUGCGGUGAAAAUCUCGACUUUGUGCCCGCGGUAUCUCUAAAGGCCGUCGAGGUCUUGCGCGCCCGCGGUAUGGUUUUAGGACGCCUGGAGCAGUUGGCUCAUCUUCUCGCGCCAAAGCCGCAUAGGCAGUGCAUAUCCGUCGUCAAGGAAAUCUGGAAGAAGAUGGAUGCCCUGUCUGCUGUCAUUCCUGGUGCAGAAUGUUCAGAAGAUGCUCAAGAUUCGGUCUUUUGGAUUGACAUUAUGAUCGAGAACGGCUGGGAAACGAUCAUGGGAUAAGAUGUAACUAGGUUCGCGGGUGCACUGGUGUUUGGAGUUAAAUCAUUUGCCG
Molecule: messenger RNA, 2086 nt
Organism: Ilyonectria robusta
Lineage: Eukaryota; Fungi; Ascomycota; Sordariomycetes; Hypocreales; Nectriaceae
Exons: 3
Coding region: 1-2034 (677 amino acids)
Biological process (GO): positive regulation of transcription by RNA polymerase II
Cellular component (GO): nucleus
Molecular function (GO): transcription cis-regulatory region binding; zinc ion binding; DNA-binding transcription factor activity, RNA polymerase II-specific
Source: RefSeq, a predicted model, not a curated record